Molecule: messenger RNA, 609 nt
Organism: Vicia faba (fava bean)
Lineage: Eukaryota; Viridiplantae; Streptophyta; Magnoliopsida; Fabales; Fabaceae
Source: the annotation of a GenBank genome assembly
AUGCAUCCUCCCAGCAAGCGAUCUCGAUCAGAGAUCAAAAACCCUCCACCUCCCAUGCCAAUCUCCGAUCCUGAAUCCAAAAUCUCCCAAUACGAACUCUCUAGAGAAGAAAGAAUCCGCGAAAAUCGCGAGAGAAUGGGAAAAUUGGGGAUUCCCGAUAUCUCACAUUCCCUCAAGCUCAUAACAACCCCACCUUCACGAAGAACUCCAUCUAACCCUAAAUCGCUUCUUCCUCGUAACCCUUCUAGCCCUUCUCGCCGUUCUUCCAGGUUACAGAAUAUUGCUCCUGUUUUUGUGGUUGGUUUAGGGGAAGAUGUGAAGAGAUCUAACAAGUCAGGCGAUGAGGUAGUAAAGAGAAAAGGCGGCGGCGGUUUCCUUCUUCCACUUCAACUAUCUGAUGCCCUUGCGAAGUUCUUUGGAGAAAGUGAAUUAUCAAGAAUUGAAGUCGUUAAAAGAAUGUGGGAUUAUAUAAAAGGAAACAACCUUCAGGAUCCUUCUAAAAGGAGGCAAAUAUUAUGCGACGAAAAGUUGAAAGAACUCUUUGGUAUUGACUCCUUCGACGGCUUCACUGUUUCAAAACUGCUGGUGCCUCAUUUCAUAAAGAAAUAG